Messenger RNA from Pocillopora damicornis (cauliflower coral), 5013 nucleotides. RefSeq lists its product as uncharacterized. The record is from RefSeq and is a predicted model, not a curated record. Gene Ontology annotation, molecular function: calcium ion binding. Gene Ontology annotation, cellular component: protein-containing complex; plasma membrane. Lineage: Eukaryota; Metazoa; Cnidaria; Anthozoa; Scleractinia; Pocilloporidae. Gene Ontology annotation, biological process: heterophilic cell-cell adhesion; establishment or maintenance of epithelial cell apical/basal polarity.
CUUUGUUGUUAAUACUUGCGUGAUAUCAUCAUAUCGGUGAAAUCACUUCGACCGUGAAAAGCGAUCGAAAUAACCGUGAUGUUUGAAUUUAAGCGGUUACAGGAAAUUUAGACAAAACAAAUGGCGGGAUUUGUGGCAAUAUUUAGACAAUGCGUCAGAAGUUCGCAAUGAAACAAUUUUUACAUAUCGCGAUUCUAUGGUUCGUCGUCCUUUCAACUAAUUACUCGAAUUGUAAACGUCUUCGAAAGAGGUCUUUGAGGAACUCGUCUCGUUCCGUGAAGGGCUUUCAUCCAAGAUAUAGAAGAGACUUAACUUAUCCCUAUCACACAAAAUUAAAAAAACAGCUUUUAACCGACAAAGCGGUGAAACAUGGACAAGAAAGUAUUUUGGAAGCUUAUUCGCAUUCGACAGGACGACUUAAACGUGGAAGCAAUAAUAUCUCUGGCAACAAAGCUUCGAAUGGAAAGGCUUCACAUGCAUCGUUAUUACCGCAACCAGCAAAGCCGUUACGAGUGGUUGCAACUUCUGCUGUGAUAAAAAACCGACUUAAAAAGACCAAACCUCUGAAGGCUAUUCACAUAUGGGGACCGACACCCUUCAAAACUGUGAUGGAAAACCUACGGAAACUGAACGUGAAUCUUCAAAAGCAAAGAGGAGCUGUUAAAAGAUUAUUCCUUCCAGUUCAAUUUCAGCGAAAGCAACUAUUGAAUGCUUUAACCGGUAGAUCGCCUUUUCCAGGACCAACAGGGCCUUUUAUACGGCAGUUUCCCCCUUUUAACCCAGAAAGAGAGUUUCCGGCUGUGUCUCCUCCGAUACAUUCCCCCAAUGCUAUUCAUCUUGAAGAAGGACCUCCUCCCGCCUCUCUCGUACCAGGUCCUAUUGGACUUGGUCCUCCACCGUUACCAUUUCCACCCCAGCCCGUUUCCCAUUUACAUGAGAUGGAACCUGUGCACCUACGAGAGGAAACCCCAGACCACGCGUUCCUACACCCCCCUGACUUUGCCCCUGUUCCUGAAAUAACUCCUAUGCAUGAGAGUGCUCCAUUACCACCUUUCCCUACGACUAUCGGUCCACCACCAGACGAAUUUCCAGCUAAUUUCGAUCCGCCUGAUAUACCUGCGAAUCUUCCAGCUAACUUUGAGCCACCGCCAGGUUUGUUUGAACCGCCACUCCCCUUUCAGAUGGCUGGGGAGAUACGUCAACAUGUGAAUCGUCACGUCCACAAAGGUGUUUCAAAAGCGAAAUGUAGUCCUAAUCCGUGCAAGAACGAUGGUGUAUGUACAGCUUUUGAAAAGCACUACGAGUGUGAGUGCCCUAUGGGAUUCAUGGGAAAGGAUUGUGAAGAGGUCAACCAUUGCCUCCCGAAUCCGUGUAAAAAUGGAGGAAACUGUUAUGCAACGGCAAGCGGCUACCACUGCACAUGCGUCAAAGGAUUCAAAGGACCGAACUGUGAUAUCACUAGCAAGUGCAUCCCCAGUCCAUGCAAGAAUGGAGGCACGUGUGAGGAGAACGGUGGCUCUUACAAGUGUCUUUGCCUUCCUGGAUUUGAAGGCAGUAAUUGUGAAGCUGCUGACCAUUGUGCCAUUGGGAACCCCUGCAAAAACGGCGGGACCUGCUUAAAUGGAGAAAAGAACUUUGAGUGUCAUUGCUUACCAGGAUUUUAUGGCUCAGAUUGUGGAGAUUUAGACAUGUGCUACACUAAUCCAUGUCAAAAUUCUGGAACUUGUCACAACACCGGUGCUGGGCAGUUCAUGUGUUUAUGUCCUGUGCUGUUCAGAGGAAUCACGUGUGAUGAAAAAUUUUCUAAAUGUGAAUCUCAACCAUGUCAAAAUGAAGGAACGUGUGAAGAGGACGAGGAAGAAGGCUUUCACUGUAUCUGCUCCAGCAAGUAUCAGGGACGGCAUUGCGAAGUCCCUACAGAAUUACACAGCGCCUGCUUCAAUAAUCCUUGUGUAAAUGGAGGGAAAUGUGUUCCCGUAGAAAACACAUAUAAGUGCAUUUGUAAAAGUGGAUUUUCAGGAAACACAUGCGAAGGUUCAGUCAAAAUGACGGCCGUUCCUGUGUUGUGUGCUGAUUGUCAUGCGCACGCCAGAUGUCUUGAUGGGAAAUGCGUUUGCGAAGAAGGAUACGGCGGAAACGGCAAUGUAUGUGAAGUGUUGAAAGUUACGGAGAUCAGUGAGCACACACCAACCGCGCCGCCAACUAGUCUUCACGUGAUUACAGGCUCCCCCUUGAGUAAUGUUUGUCAUCCUAAUCCCUGCUAUAAUGGUGGCUCUUGUCAUGAAACAGCAAAAGGAUUCACUUGUGAUUGCGCUGAGCAUUACAUGGGACCAUUGUGCAAACAUGUCAGCCCUUGCCUGGGAAAUCCCUGUGAGAAUGGUGGGACAUGCAUUGAAGGAGGAAUUGUAGGCGGCUACAUAUGCAGAUGCAGAGAGGGGUACAAUGGGGAGAACUGCGAAGAAGCCAGUGCCUGCGAGCCAAAUCCGUGUAAAAAUGGCGGUACCUGUCACUUGAAGGCGAAGUCCUAUGUUUGUCAGUGUACUCAACGGUUUGAAGGCUUCACAUGUGCAGAGGAUAAAUGUGCAAGAUGCGAUGUCCAUGCCCACUGUGAAAAUGGAAAGUGUGUGUGUGAUGGAGGUUAUUACGGAGCUGGGACUUUGGGAGAAUGUUUCCGUGUGGGAGCUUCAAACCCAAGAUUCUGUGUUCCGAAUCCCUGCCAACAUGGUGGAUCUUGCUUCGAAGAAGCAAACGGUCACAGAUGUGUCUGUACAUCUGAUUACGAUGGAGAAAACUGUGAGCUAUCCACCAGAGCAGCUCCGCCUUCCCACAAAAUACCGGACCCUUGUGCAGGCGAGCCUUGUAAAAACGGAGGGAGCUGUGUUCCAAAAGCGAACAAAUUUCAAUGUUUGUGCUCCAUGGGAUUUGAAGGGCCAACGUGCGAGGUGACAGCAAAGUCAUAUUGCCAUCCCAAUCCUUGUCUACAUGGAGGGAAAUGUACUGACAGCAAAAGUGGAUACACUUGUAAAUGCAUCGGCUCGUACAGAGGGGUUAAUUGUGAAGUGGAUGACUGUGAGCAAUGUGAUAUUCACGCCAUAUGUGUUCAGGGAGCUUGCAAAUGCAGAGUGGGUUUCAAAGGUGAUGGUUUUGAAUGCAAAAAGGUUAAACGUUGCCAUCAUUGCAGCCCUAAUGCAACGUGCAUAAACAACGAAUGCGUUUGCAAGACUGGAUUCAUUGGCAACGGCCAGCAGUGCCACAAGGAUGACUGCCAAGGUUGUCCACUUCACUCUCACUGUAAACGUGGAAUCUGCAUUUGCAUACCUGGAUUUGUUUUUGACGGCCACCAUUGUGUUGCCACGUUACCAAAACCAGAACCAGCGAGCUGUCCUGAAGAAUGUAGCAAAGGCCUAACCUGUCCGGAAACGUGUCCGAGCAAAUGCUGUAAGACCUCUGAACAGCACCCAGUAUGUCCAGAUCAUUGUAAUCAUAUCUGUGGACCAGCUUGUCCAGAUCAUUGCUGCCCUCAAACUCUCGAUCACCCUUUAUCGCCAAGCCCUCUUGUUUGUCCGCCUGAGUGUCACAUAAGCUGUCAUCAGUCAUGUCCUGUUCACUGUUGCAAAAUUAUCACGCUAGCAUCAACGGCAUGUCCGAGUCAAUGUCAGACUAGCUGUGCGCCAUCAUGUCCCAGUCACUGCUGUGCACCACAACAAGCCUGUCCACCUGAAUGUCACAUAAGCUGCUCUCAGGUAUGUCCUGGCCAUUGUUGCAAAGUUGUCAAGCCAAUAGCUGCGGCAUGUCCAAGUCAAUGUCAGACCAGCUGUGCGCCAUCGUGUCCGAGCAACUGUUGUACACCACAGUAUCAACCGACGGUUGCGCCAGCACAACUCGCUUGUCAUUCGAUUUGCAAGACAACUUGUCUUCCAGCCUGCCCGAAACACUGCUGCGUAAUCAGAAUAUUUCCAGUUUCAUUUUGCCCUGAUCAGUGCCAGGAGACAUGUGAUCGGUUCUGUCCUUCAUUUUGCUGUUCACUGCCACGACUUUCCACACAGCAGCCAACAUCAGCUCCUCAAAUAUGCCCCUCUACUUGCAGUGCCAGUUGUUUACCACCGUGUCCAAAAUUUUGCUGCAAGAUAUCGAUUACACCAUUGAAUAACUGUCCAAGCACUUGUAUUGAUAACUGCCUCCCAAGCUGUCCAAAACAUUGUUGCGAGGUUCCAUACCUUCCAAAUAAUUUGCCAUCGCCAUCACCGGAUGCGUGUCCGUCGCAUUGUACUUAUCACUGUGACAGUUCCUGUCCGUUAAAGUGUUGUUUAGGAGCAACAGAUCAUCCACUUUACCCACCUCAACCAUCGGCACAGACUCCAAAUAGUAACGGAUCAGAUUUCCAAGGGUCCUUCCUUCCAGUAUCCUCUCCUUUGUCAAAGUGCCCAGCUUAUUGUUUGUCAUACUGUAUCCCUGUAUGCCCUAUUUAUUGUUGUCAACGACAAAAUAUAUCUCCGCUCUUGGUGAAAUCACCCGAAGAAACAGUUCCACCUCUAGGAAGAUCCCUAAAGAAUAUCGACGCAGACUAUAAAGCAAAAAUGGUGCAUCAUUUAUCUGAAUUGUUAGCUAGUCCUCUUCUACAAUGUCAACCUUCAUGUUUCUCAGAGUGCUCGGAUGCCUGUCCCAAAAUGUGCUGUGACAUAAGAAAGAAAAAGAAAAUGUACGUUUUCAGACGAAAAAAGAAAGCCCAUAUCAGCAAACCCUUCACAGGCAAGAAUGGGGAUAAUAGGAUUGAAAAUCGUCCGAAAGAAAAGGAAUAAAAAGAAACACGAAAACGCUAUUUAAAAUUCUAAAUUUAAAUCUUACUUCUUUGGAGCAAUUUUGCCUUUUUUUUAAAAGUGCACGCUGUUUAAUUGUCUCUGUAGUGGAACGUGACUAGUUGUACUAGCAUAUGCUUUGCUUAUUUGUAUCCAUGGGCCUCUUAAAGAAAAGAACAUCGGUUGGUUUUUCAUAAAGAACGACGAAUCUGUAAUA